AUGACCUCUACUGCUUGCCACCUAUCAAACCCGCACGACGUUCAAUUAAAACAACAGACCUCUUCUUUUUCUUUCAGUUUUAUUUUAAUUUCUUUUUUAUUUAUCGUUCUAUUCUGCUUUCUUUCUUUCUUUUUCUUUCUUUCUUCUUUCUUUCUUUCUUAUUUUAAUUUCUUUUCGUCCAUCGCUCUGUUAUUCCUAUCUUUCUUUUUUCUUUCUUUCUUUCAUUCUUUCUAUCUUAGUUUACUUUCUUUUCGUUCCUCUUUUCCUUCUUUCUUUCUUUUUUCUUUCUUUCUUUCUUUUUUAUCUUUCUUUCUAUCUUUCUUUUUUCUUAUUUUAAUGUUUUUCGCUCAUCUUUCUCUUCUUCCUAUCUUUCUUCUUUCUUUCUUUUUGUAUUAUUUUAAUUUCUUUUCGUUCCUUUUCUCUCUCUUCAUUUUUUUUCCAUUUUUCUUUUUUUCUUUUUUUUUCUUUCUUUUUCUUUUUUUUGAUUCUUUUUUUUCUUUCGUCCCUUUCUUUCUGCUUCUUUUUCUUUCCCUUUUCUUCUUCUUCUUCUUCUUCUUCUUCUUCUUUCAUUUUCCUCUCUUUUUCUUCUCUUUAAUUCUUUCUUUUUCUUAUUCUUUCUUUUUUCCUUUCUCUUCUUCUCUACAUUUCAUUCUUUUAUUUCCAAAGACACCCUAUGUUUAUCCUAUCCUUUUUCUUUUCCUUCCCAAAUCUCUUUCUUUCAUUUUUAUACCACCCUCCUUUAAUUCCUAUUUCGUUCUUUCUUUACCUGCAUCUUUAUUUUUUUCUAUCAACUUCUUUUUCUUCCUUUUUUUUUUUAUAGUUCCAUUAUUCUACUCGCAUCUCCCUCUUCCAAACACAUAG
Messenger RNA from Acanthosepion pharaonis, 861 nucleotides. NCBI's taxonomy places the organism in Eukaryota, Metazoa, Mollusca, Cephalopoda, Sepiida, Sepiidae. The record is from the annotation of a GenBank genome assembly.